AUGAAGAAGUUUGCCUCCACGCGCAGCCUCAACAAGAUCCUGCAGCAGUGCGACUCCUCGUCCCGCGAGUACGAGGAGAUCCAGGCCGUGGAGAAGAAGUGGCACCUCCACCUUGCCACCCCGCGAAGGCUGCUGGACAGGAAGGGCAAAACGAUGCCAUCUCUCUUCCUUGCAGCGCCACCACCCCCCAAGAGAGCCCCCAGCACCACCCUCACCCUGCGCUCUAAGUCCAUGACUGCCGAGCUGGAGGAGCUGGCCUCCAUGAGGAGAAGAAAAGGGGAGAAGCUGGAUGAGAUCCUGGCUGCCGCCGAGCCAGCACUGAGGGCGGACAUGGUGGAAGCGGACUCCAGGGCAGCCACCGUCAAGCAGCGGCCAACAAGCCGCAGGAUGACCCCCGCAGAGAUCAGUUCCCUGUUUGAGCGGCAGGGGAUGGCUGCCCACGCCGGGGUGCUGGCCGAGAAGCCUCACGUCUCGCUGCGCAAGGGCAUCCCUAGGACCAAGUCUGUAGGUGAAGACGAGAAGCUGGCUGCUUCCCUGCUGGAUGGGAAGUUUCCCCGCAGCACAUCCAUGCAAGACACGGUGCGGGAAGGCCACGGGAUCCCCCCACCGCCCCAGACAGCCCCACCGCCCCCUCCUUCUCCGUACUACUUCGACACUGGGCCCCCCCCCUCCUUCUCGCCUCCCCCUCCGCCGGGCAGGGCCUAUGACACCAUCCGCUCCAGCUUCAAACCCAGCCUGGAGGCCAAGCUCCACGGCCUCCCCCAGGUCAUCUCGGCGGCAGAGAUAUACGACCAAGCCAGGAGCUCCAUCCCUUACCCUGAGAGGCAGAAGAGGGCUCGUUCCAUGAUAAUCCUCCAGGAUUCCUCUCACCUCCCUGUGGAGCCCACGGAGAUCCCGCGGCCAGGCCCCUCAGCGACGCCUCCGGAGAAGCUGAAGAGGAAGGGGCGGAUGAUCGACAACCCCUACGCCAACAUGGGGCAGUUCAACGUCAGCCUCUUCGCCCCCACCAAGCCCCAGAGGAAGAAGAGUCCCCUGGUGAAGCAGCUGCAGGUGGAGGACGCUCAGGAGCGGGCGGCCCUGGCCAUCACGGGAGGUUUCUCCAGGGAGCCUUCUCCCACCCGCCGCGGGCACCGCCUGGGCACUGGCGGGGCCAUGGAGUAUCAGCACCACGCUGGCGUGGCCCCGGUGGAGGCUGCCGGCAUCCCCUUCACCGCCAUCGCCGGGGUGAUGAAGGACCGUGACCGGCGCCUGGACGAGCGGCGCAAAUCCACCGUCUUCCUCUCGGUGGGGGCCAUCGAGGGCACCCCCCCGAGCAGCGAGAUGCCCUCCCUGCAGCAGUCCAGGUCCAUCGACGAGCGCCUGCUGGGCAGCCGAGAUGUUCUCCUGCCUUCCCCUGUCUCAGCUUUAAAGCCAUUGAUCAGCGGCUCCUCCUCCUCCUCCACCUUCAUCCACCCGCUGACGGGGAAGCCCCUGGACCCCAACUCGCCCCUGGCACUUGCGCUGGCCGCAAGGGAACGGGCCCUGUCCAGCCAGGUCCCGUCCCGCUCGCCCACCCCCAUCCACAGCCCUGACUCAGACCGCGCCGCGCCCCUCUUCGUGGACAUCCAAACCAAAGAGCCGGAGCGGGUCGAGCUGGAGGCCUUGGUGUCUCCUGCCUACUCUCCUGGAGGCAAAGGUGUCAUCAUUGGGACAGACUCGGGGCCUUUGGCCCCAUCCAAGAGCCCCUGGGGAACCCCGUCCACCUUGAGGAAGGACACUGAGGCCCGUGUGGAGGCGACCGGCAAGGAGGAGAAGAAGCAGGAGGACAAGAAGUCCAUGAUCAUCAGCAUCGUGGACACCUCGCAGCAGAAGACCGCUGGCCUCAUCAUGGUUCACGCCACAAGCAACGGCCAAGAUGAGAUGGGCCUGGAGAUCAAAGAGGAGAAGCUCACGGUCCCCGAAGGUCACCUGGAGCCGGCCCAGGCAGCCCCAGCAGAGCCCCAGCCCAGCCCUGCGGGGAAGCCCCCGGUCAGCCCGGCCUCAGACAAGACCUUGGGCCAAGGGAGCUCAGAGGAAGAGGUGGAACCCUACACAGUGACCCUUCCACCCGCCCAGCUGUCUUCGAGCGACGAGGAGACCAGGGAGGAGCUGGCCAAAAUAGGGCUGGUGCCUCCGCCAGAUGAGUUCGCUAACGGGGUGCUGGUGACCGCCCCGGGCACCCCAGUGAGCCAGCUGGCACCGCCCGGUGUGCCACCCAUGCCAGCGGCAGGAGCACCUUCUCCCACUGGCGGAACAGCGACGCCCCCAGCAGCAACAACACCCUCAGGGAAGCCUUCUGAAGCCCCCGUCGGCCCCGAGUCUGCCGCGGAUUCGGGCGUGGAAGAGGUGGACACCAGGAGCUCGAGCGACCACCACCUGGAGACCACAAGCACCAUCUCGACAGUCUCCAGCAUGUCGACCCUGUCCUCGGAGAGCGGGGAGCCCACCGACACCUACACUUCCUUUGCGGAUGGACAAACUUUUAUACUCGAGAAGCCACCAGUGCCUCCAAAGCCCAAACUCAAGUCCCAGCUCAGCAAGGGGCCAGUUACUUUCAGGGACCCACUUUUGAAGCAGUCUUCGGACAGCGAGCUCAUCUCCCAGCAACACGCGGCCACGUUGGCGUCCGCCAGCAUCGGCCGGCCACGCUACCUCUUUCAGAGAAGGUCCAAGCUGUGGGGGGACCCCAUGGAGAGCAGCAGCAGCAGGCCAGUCCAUGGGGCUGACGACGACAAGCCAACUGUGAUCAGUGAGCUGAGCUCCCGGCUCCAGCAGCUCAACAAGGACAGCCGCUCGCUGGGCGAGGAACCCGCAGGCUCCACCCUGGACCCCGGGAAGAAGUCGCCGGUGGUCGCCGCACGACUUUUCAGUAGUUUAGGAGAGCUCAGCACCAUCUCCCAGCGCAGCUCCGCCACCACCUACACGGUCCGGCCCGGCAGCCGCUACCCGGUCACCCGCCGCACCCCCAGCCCCGUCAAGCCGCCUUUGGAGCGGGCAGAGCCCCUCAGCACCGUCCGGCCCUACGGCCUCACCCCUCCCACCAUCCUCAAAUCCUCCAGCCUCUCCAUCCCUCACGAACCCAAGGAGGUCCGCUUCGUGGUCAGGAGCGUGAGCGCCCGCAGCCGCUCCCCGUCCCCGUCCCCUUCCCCGGGGCCGCCACCGCCGGGGCCGCCGCAGCCGCAGCAGCCGCCAGCUCUGCACGCCCUGCACCCUCCGCGGCCCUUCAUGCAGAAACCACUCCACCUGUGGAACAAGUACGACGUCGGGGACUGGUUAGAGAGCAUCAACCUGGUGGAGCACCGUGACAAGUUUGAGGACCACGAGAUAGAGGGCACCCACCUGCCCGCCCUCACCAAGGAGGACUUCGUGGAGUUGGGGGUGACCAGGGUCGGGCACCGGAUGAACAUUGAGAGGGCGCUCAAGCAGCUGGUAGACAGCUGACCGUGCCCCAGGGCCACCAUCACGGGCAGUACCACGGGGUGGGGGGUUUCUACCAGACCAA
Molecule: messenger RNA, 3520 nt
Organism: Indicator indicator
Lineage: Eukaryota; Metazoa; Chordata; Aves; Piciformes; Indicatoridae
Product: SH3 and multiple ankyrin repeat domains protein 3-like
Exons: 6
Coding region: 1-3459 (1152 amino acids)
Cellular component (GO): postsynaptic membrane; dendritic spine; postsynaptic density
Molecular function (GO): synaptic receptor adaptor activity; ionotropic glutamate receptor binding
Source: RefSeq, a predicted model, not a curated record